Molecule: messenger RNA, 1076 nt
Organism: Spathaspora passalidarum NRRL Y-27907
Lineage: Eukaryota; Fungi; Ascomycota; Pichiomycetes; Serinales; Debaryomycetaceae
Exons: 1
Coding region: 42-1049 (335 amino acids)
Source: RefSeq, a predicted model, not a curated record
AAUCAAAAAUAUUCACGAGUUUGUAAUCUAAAGGGCUAAACAUGGAUUCACCAAUCAUUCCCAAACUAACCUGGCAAGAAUGGAAACAAGUUCUUCAUGGAUUUCAUCCUGGUAAUCCAACAUUUCUUGAAAAAGAUUACCCUUCUUUAGAUGGUAAAGUGGUCAUUGUAACUGGUGGAAGUACCGGUGUGGGAUACCAAGUAGUUAAAUCACUUGCUGGUUCAACUAAUGCCAAAAUAUACAUAUUUUCUCGAAAUCAGCAAAAGGCUAGGGAUGCAAUUGAAAGAAUGAAAUUGGAAAUUGCUGAAGAAUAUCUGAAGGCAGUGGAUGAAUCUAUCAAAUUCGUUCAAGUAGACCUAAGUGACUUAACUACUAUAAAACCAGCCGUGAGUGAGUUCCUACAGGCUGAAGACAGAUUAGAUAUAAUAAUACACAAUGCAGGAAUAAUGAUGCCACCGAGAGGAUCAGUUACUAAACAAGGCUAUCAAAUGGAAUUAGGUACCAACAACAUUGGACCUCAAUUGCUUCAGAAUUUGCUUGAUCCAAUAUUCAUAAAGACAUCAUCUACUAACAAACCAAAUGAAUCAAGAAUAGUGUGGAUUGCUUCAACUUCCCAUUUCUUUUCCCCCUUGCAUGGCAUCAACUGGAAUGAUCCAAAUUACAGGCAAGUCACGAAUGUCCCGUUGAAGCAAAUGUAUUCCCAAUCUAAAGCAAUCAAUAUAAUUCAAGCCCAGCAAUGGCCCGUGUAUCAUCCAGAAGCUACCAAUGCAGUCAGUAUUUCUGUAUGUCCGGGAUAUUUGAAAACUGAAUUACAAAGAAAUACAACUUGGUUACAACAAUUAGGAUACUCUUUAUUGUUCCAUAAUCCGAGAUAUGGAGCAUAUACCGAAUUAUUUGCAGCUUUGUCUCCAGAUAUAACUUCAGCCAAUAAUGGCCAACACGUGAUUUCUUUUGGCCACUUUGGGGAAAUAAGAAAAGAUCUUGAAGAAAAAGAAAAUUCUAAUAAGGUUUGGAACUUCUUACAAGACCAAAUAAAUCAAUAUGUAUAGGCGAUUAAUACACAAUUAAAUAGGUUU